Messenger RNA from Rotaria sp. Silwood1, 753 nucleotides. Lineage: Eukaryota; Metazoa; Rotifera; Eurotatoria; Philodinida; Philodinidae. The record is from the annotation of a GenBank genome assembly.
AUGGAUCAGCAGAAUAGUACUAUCGAGAGUUCAUCUCCAUCAAAUGAUGAACUCGAAAUACAAGAAACAGAACCAAUUAUCACCACAGCAACUACUUCUGAAAGUUUAUUAUCAAGUUUGUCUAUACCUAAAACUGCUCGUGAUAAAUUUUUUGAAGAUCUUCAACAUGAAAAGGACAAAAACAGAUGGUCAGCUAAAUGCUUACUAUGUGAAAAGCCUAAAAGAGUUAUAGACAAGUUGGAAGUUACGUCAAAUUUUACUCGAUAUGCUCGAGAAUAUCAUAAAGAACAUCGUAUAGUUACUGACAGUGCUGCAAAUAACAUUCGUACAUUUCAAGGUAUGAUCAUUCCUGGUUUUGAGCAAUACUUUGUUCAAGAUGAUAAUGAUGAAAUAAAUGAUGAAGAUGAUAGUGAAUCAGAUAUGAAUAAUGGAGAAAUUAGUGAUGAAUAUGAAUAUCCAUCAGAUUUUUCGUCAACAACAAUCAGCUCAUCAACAUAUAUUGAUUUAACACUUAAUGAUCUUAUUCAAGAGUCAUUUAAUAGAUUGAUGGAAAACAACGAAGUGUUUAGAAUUCCGUGCUUUGCAUAUACCAUUCAGCUGGUAGUGAAAGAGGGUUUACAAGAAACUAAAUCAAUUUUAGGUGCUUUAGAAAAAGUUUCUUUAAUUACAAAACUUGCUCAUACCAACACAAAAUUUGCAGAAAAAUUAGAUUUAAUGAAAGUAUCUAUUCCUCGUGCUGUAAUCACACGAUAG